This is a messenger RNA of Synchiropus splendidus (mandarinfish), 2358 nucleotides long. It is a transcript of the gene rpap3, whose product is annotated as RNA polymerase II associated protein 3. The transcript has 17 exons. Gene Ontology annotation, molecular function: protein binding. NCBI's taxonomy places the organism in Eukaryota, Metazoa, Chordata, Actinopteri, Syngnathiformes, Callionymidae. The coding region runs from base 230 to 2116 and encodes 628 amino acids. The record is from RefSeq and is a predicted model, not a curated record.
AACGUGAACAAACUGGUGGCGAGGAAUCCCCUUUUGGGCUUUGGAGCGCUUCGUCCCGGGAACGAUCCGUAGCCGUAAUCUUCUUCCUCCUUAGGUUCGCCCAUCGUGAGAAAUGUCGCUGACAACCUUCAAACGAGAGCAUUUGUUGCUGCUGCAAGUUAGCAACCGCUAGCUACCGAGAGGUCAUCGCUGGUUGCUUGGUCACGUGACACAGCUCGACGGUGAGGCCAUGUCUUCUGGAAACAAAGCAUUUGAGCUACAGCUUCAGAUGCGACAGAAUGCGGAGGAUCUGCACAGUUUCAUGAAGGACCUGGAGAGUUGGGAGACGGACAUGAAGACUAAAGAUGAGCAGUUGAGGAGCGGGAGAGACGGGGAAGCUCAGAGGAAGCUUCCACCUGUGAGAAACAAGGACUACAAAUCAAAGAUGAAAGCAAAGAAGAAGAAGAAAGUAGUCACAGAAGAUGGAGACACAAAGGAGGAGAGAGAAUCUUUACGGAUCAAAUCGGGCGAUUACAGAUCGUGGGAAAAGUUUGACGUGGACAAGGCUCUGGCAGAGCUGGACAAAGAAGAAAGUCCGGCAGAGUCAAAUGAGUCAGACUCAGAAGUGGCAGAUCAGGACACGGCACUGGCUGAGAAGGAAAAAGGUAACAGGUUCUUCAAGGAAGGGAAAUAUGACGAGGCCAUCGAGUGCUACACCCGAGGAAUGGACGCUGACCCCUAUAGCCCUGUUCUUCCCACAAACAGAGCCACAGCCUUCUACAGACUCAAAAAAUUUGCAGUGGCUGAGUCAGACUGCAACCUGGCCAUCGCUCUGGACAGCAACUACUACAAAGCGUUCGCACGCAGAGGAGCCGCUAGACUUGCCCAGAAGAGUUAUGACGCGGCUUUGGAAGAUUACGAGACUGUUCUCCGGCUGGACCCGGGGAACCUGGAAGCGCAGAAUGAAGUGAAGAAGAUAAAAGAGGUGAUCAGAUGUCAGACACCUGCUGACAUAGGUGAUGCUCAGCAGUCUCAAGAGAAUUCAACCGACGACCCCAAGCAGCAGCGACUGGUGGAGGAGCAGCAGAGACGUCAGGAAGCAGUUGUGCAGAAAGACAGAGGAAAUGCUUAUUUCAAGGAAGGAAAGUACGAGGCAGCAGUGGAGUGUUACAGUCGAGGGAUGGAAGUGGACCAGUUGAACCAGCUGCUGCCGGCCAACAGAGCCAUGGCCUUUCUGAAGCUGGAGAGGUUCAAAGAGGCGGAGGACGACUGCACCCGCGCUAUCGCUCUAGACUCCACCUACUCCAAAGCAUUCGCCCGCCGGGCAACAGCCCGCGUGGCAUUAGGGAAGCUGGAUGAGGCGAGAGCAGACUUCCAGCAGCUGUUGAAGUUGGAGCCAGGAAACAAACAAGCACUGAACGAACUCCAGAAACUGCAGAUUGACACCAGCGGACUCCUUCAAGCUCCAGGCGGCUCGGAGAGGAGAACAGUGCAGCCUGUCGACAAGCCAGAACACCUGAGGUCAACGAAACCGCUGAGGAGGCUGGACAUCGAGGAGGUCAACUAUCAGCCCACCAAGUCUGUGGUCCAGGAAGUGGUGAAGACAGUGGAGGGCGAGUCCUCACCACUAGCUGUGUCGCCCAGUGCCAAGAUGAUCAAGAUAGAAGAGACGAGCCCCUCGCAGCUGUCUGAGCGGCUUCCUCCUGAAGUCCAGGAGACACAGAACCAACCCGCCGGACCUUCACCUUCGUCCGUAGCUGCUCCACCUCCCGCACCCAGCAAUCGCUUCCAGCUGGAGGCCGACCUGCGCUCCAUCGGUCACUCGCCCGAGUUAGUCUACGCCUACCUGCGGCAAAUGAAACCGGAGGAUUUCACCAACAUCUUCCAGAAUUCUCUGGAACCAAAUAUUCUCAACCAGAUCUUGCACACGCUUCACGAUUUCUACUUACAGAACGAACCAGCAAGCAUCACCCUGGAGAUUCUUCAGAGCCUGUCUGCUGUCCAGCGCUUCGACAUGGCUGUUAUGUUCAUGUCGUCGUCAGAAAAGAAAGUUCUCAGAGAAAUAUUUGACUUCUUACUCAGCACCAGUUUGGAAACAUCAUCUGUCACAGGGUUGCAGAAGAAGUACGGCGUCUAAAUCUGUGGAUUUAAACCCAGAACCUCCACCCACAUAUAACCACAUAACAUUUUAAAGACUUCAUAUAAAGAGGCCAAGGAUAAGUGAGGAAAAACUCUUCUAAGCAAAAGUGCUUAUUCAUGAGAUGUUUGACCCCUGAACUAAAUUCUGAUUUUGGACACCUGUUUGGCUUAAAAUUUUCUAACCAGGUCUUCAGACGAACUGAUGCCACUGAUGUGUUGUCAAAUAAAUGAUGAAUACUG